CGUCUGUCUGGCAUUAGCAAGCGAGCAAAGAAAUUCGUCAAAGAAGGAAGAUGGCGAGAGGUGGACGGAGCCUGAGAAAAGUCGCAGAGUGCAUGAAACAGUUACCUUCCUCAGCCAGCCGAGAAGUAAAAACUAGGAAUAACGUGAGAUACCUGUCAUCAUGUGGGAUCCUAAUGACGCGUGUGUCUCCCCUGUGGAGUGCAGCCAUGCCAGGCCGUGGAAUUGUGUUGCCUGCUCGCAGCUUCUUCAACCUGGCUGAUUCCUUCUCUAAGAGAAAGGAAUACUCAGAAAGACGCAUCAUUGGGUAUUCCAUGCAGGAGAUAUAUGACGUGGUAGCAGGUGUGGAAAACUAUCGGCUCUUUGUUCCGUGGUGUAAGAAGUCCGAGGUGGUGUUCAAACGAGCUGGAUACUGCAAGGCCAAGCUAACUGUGGGCUUUCCACCUGUAGUGGAGAACUACACCUCCCUCGUCACCACAGUGCGCCCCCACAUGGUCAAGGCAUCCUGUUCAGAGGGCAAACUGUUCAAUCAUUUGGAAACAGUUUGGCGUUUCAGCCCUGGCCUCCCUGGGUACCCUCGUACAUGCACCGUGGAUUUUGCGAUCUCCUUUGAAUUCCGUUCUCUCCUCCACUCACAGCUAGCUCACAUGUUUUUUGAUGAAGUGGUGAAGCAGAUGGUUUCAGCGUUUGAACGCCGUGCUUCCAAAGUAUACGGAGCUGAGACGGUCAUCCCUCGCGAGCUCAUGUUCCACGAGGUCCACCAUACGUAGCAUUACUCCAGCUGCACACACACACAAUGCCCGAAGCCGAUGCCACAAAGAAUAAAGGGAGGAGAGACCAUCAGAGAAAGAAGAGCCUACCUGUGUUCUAACUCAAAGCUGCAGUGCCUUUCUCACAGCAAAGACCAAGUUUAUAACCAACAACUUCCUAGCUCAUUUUCUAACAUUGAUGUAUCCAUAAAUAGUGCACAGUUACGAACUUGGUGUCAGGUCUGCGCCACUACCUGCACCCCCACCAGUCACAUUUGUCAUUGGUGCUACUUAUGCCAGCUUGUUUCUACAAUUCAUUGUUUUCUGAACUAAACAAAUUGUGCAAUCUGGUAAAAAAGGAUGCAGGUAAUGGUUAGGUCUCCACUGACCUGAUACCAAAUGUGAUUUUCAGCUGUACACCAUAAAGUAAUCAUAUUGUCACACAUAGAUAGAUUUACAUAUAAUAAGCUUGAUACACUGCUCUAACCACUGGAUUACUACUUCAAGGUUAUCACUGUUGCUACUGCCUCCAUUUUUAUAAACACUUUACAACAAAAGUGGUCAUUUUCAUCGUAAUUUAUUGUGCUACAUUGGGACGGAGUUCACUUCUGUUCUGCCCUGCGAGGGUUUAGCCUUUUUCUAGUUCGAAUACUUCUGAAGGUGCCGUUAAUAAUUAGGGUAUGCAGUUAAUUACUAAAAAUAAUGUUGUAUUUGCACAGUUUUGUCUUUUGUGAGCCAGAUUACGUGAUGUAUUGGAGAUAGUGCUCUUGGAUUUACUGUUUCAUGUAAGACAGAAUCGCAUGUGAUGCUAACAACACUGCAGGUGAUGUUAGAAGAGAGGAGGAGUAAGUACAGGUGAGGCUAAUGGAAGUUGCAGUAUGGCGAUAAAGUUUGAAGACAACAUAAUAGUGCAGUCACUUUAGAUUAUAUGGACCUCAUAGUAAUGGAUGAUACUCUUAGAAGUACAAAUAUAUAAAAGUAUAUGUUUCUGUGCAAAUUUUGGAUUGGAAAGGAAAUGAAUGUACCAGUCAUCUCAGCUUGUUUGGGGUCAUCACAUUUCAAUUCCAGAUUUAUCUCCUAUAUUUUUCUAUUCAUGAAACAGAUUUACAUAGCAUUCAGCUGGAGUUUGACUCAGGGUUGAAAAAUGAGGAAAUGAAUGACAAUAAGUAUUACGUACUCAGGGACCUGUUUGUGAUUUGAGUAAGUAUGUAGGUGUGACUAAUUCAUACGCGUUUUGUUUUUUUUCUUUUUCAUUUAAUAUGUUGCUAGUGUUGGUGAAUUUUAUGCUACAAUUCUGCCUUAUUCUUAGAAAUGACAAAGAGCUAUGAUAGUACAUUUCUCAAAAUGGUGUUAAGAUGUCUUUUAUUUCUACAUCUUGGAUCCUAAAACAGUGGUUACAGCAGUGAAGCAAGCUAAUGAGGAUAACUUGUUUGACAUAUAAUAAUCUUUGUGUUUUUUGAAGCACAGUGGACUUGAAAACCGUAUCAGAUUUCCUUGUAAAAAGUAUGUAAUUUCAGAUUGAUAUUUGUGAACUUGUUUCAGGUUAGCUUUCACUAACCUGAAAGCAGAGGUCAGAGCCAAGGCACUGAAUCUUUUGUUUGUAUGUGACGGCCUAACCAGCAUUACCAAUUGAAUCAGGGUCCAGAAACUUGAAUGCAAAGGUCAUAAAUACCCCAGUUAAAUCAAUCUUGAAAUUCUUACUGCCAAGCCCUCUAAAAACUAACUCAUUGAAGAAAGACAAUGGCACCUUUACCGCAGAUGACCAUAUACUGUAAUUACAUAAAGGGUAGAGGCAGGUUAGACACUGUGUCUGGAAUUGUCCUUUUAGGUGUGAUAUUAAGUCAGAUAUUUUGUCUGAUGGGGAUGUAAAGCGACUGCAGAUAGAUGUGUACUGUAUACUAGCAGGAGUACAAACACCUGUCUGAAGGUGCUUAACUGUUUGUUUGCUUCUUUUUCAAUAGGGACGGUGAUGAUGUUUAUUUCUUAAUGUUACACACACACACACACACACUAUGCUCUCGGUUUUAUUAUGGGAGCAAUGCUGGACAUAAGAAUUGCUAAAUGAUACAGCAGAGGGUGUUAUUAUUUUUUAAGUGUGCAAUAUUGGCAGUGUAAGUGUUACUUUUAAUGCAGCUGAGUAAGCAAUAUAUCUACAAGGGCCCAAGGUGGCUUAAUAAAGAGCUGGUCACACACUUUGACCGGUCCUGUCAGUCCAGAUGCGGUUUCAGUGAGGUCUGCCACCCUGAAACCUUUCAACAAUUCCAACUGUUCAACUCAUGUCACUCACAGAGUGCCUCUUGGCCUGCUGGCAGCACAUUUAUCACUAUUUUUAAACAUUAUACUCAUGUCAUAUUUAUUACUUAGUUUAAGUAAAAGUGUAAAUAUUGGUUUGAAGAUCACUUUAGCAAGACCUUUUGACUCCUUUUAAGAUGUCAGAUAUAUGUGUGUGUUUCAGGGGAAGGGAAAUGUUUUUUCUGUGUAAAUGAUAUGUUGAGUAACUUUGGUGAGACAUACUGACUGCAUGAUUCAUAAAGUAUGUUUUUCUAAAAAA
Molecule: messenger RNA, 3297 nt
Organism: Sphaeramia orbicularis (orbiculate cardinalfish)
Lineage: Eukaryota; Metazoa; Chordata; Actinopteri; Kurtiformes; Apogonidae
Gene: coq10b
Product: coenzyme Q10B
Exons: 5
Coding region: 51-767 (238 amino acids)
Biological process (GO): cellular respiration
Cellular component (GO): mitochondrion
Molecular function (GO): ubiquinone binding
Source: RefSeq, a predicted model, not a curated record